Plasmodium coatneyi is the source of this 612-nucleotide messenger RNA. RefSeq lists its product as uncharacterized. NCBI's taxonomy places the organism in Eukaryota, Apicomplexa, Aconoidasida, Haemosporida, Plasmodiidae. The record is from RefSeq and is a predicted model, not a curated record. The coding region runs from base 1 to 612 and encodes 203 amino acids. The transcript has a single exon.
AUGGCGGACGAACAAAUAUCCCCACACAGCAAACGGAACGACGAAGGUCCCAUCAGCAACGGGAGAACAAGUCACGAGAACUGCUUCAUCGCAAAAGACAUAGAAGAUAACAACCGUAUGAUGAGCAGUCUCACUUGUCACUUGGUAAAUAACCCAAAGGAAAAACUCAACACGCAUGAAAACAAUGGCAUUUUGAGUGACAAAAAAAAUGGGCACCUAUCUGAGAGAAAGGAUGCCCCCAGUAAGGCCAUCCCAGAGGUAAUAAGAAAAACAGUAAAUAUUAAUCACAAGGAUGAAACAGUAACAUAUGUAUACACCCUCGUCUGCUAUAAAAAUUAUAACAUUUUUUUUAUCUCGCCGAAUGGGAAAUUUGCUGUGUGGGUACAUUCUCACAAUGUCAUUAUGCCCUUCUCGGUGGAACAAGAAACGGAAAUCAUUUUUGGAGAAAGGAACUAUCCCUACUUGGAAAUGUUUUGUGCUCAGUUUAUGAAGGACCAUGCCGCUCGGAUGAAGUAUAAGUCGAUUAUGUUUGCCAUAUAUCUUCACAACAUGUGCUUCGAUGACACGAAAGCUUUAAAAGAAAUAUUUGCUGCGCUGAGUACUAUGGUUUAA